AUGGUCCAGAAGACCAGCAUGUCCCGGGGCCCUUACCCAUCCUCCCAGGAGAUCCCCAUGGAGGUCUUCGACCCCAGCCCACAGGGCAAAUACAGCAAGAGGAAAGGGCGGUUCAAAAGGUCGGAUGGGAGCACAUCCUCGGAUACAACAUCCAACAGCUUUGUCCGCCAGGGAUCAGCAGAGUCCUAUACCAGCCGUCCGUCAGACUCCGAUGUGUCUCUGGAGGAGGACCGAGAAGCCUUAAGGAAGGAGGCAGAGCGCCAGGCAUUAGCCCAGCUCGAAAAAGCCAAGACCAAACCAGUGGCAUUUGCUGUGCGGACAAAUGUCGGCUACAACCCAUCUCUAGGGGAUGAGGUGCCUGUUCAGGGAGUGGCCAUCACCUUCGAGCCCAAGGACUUCCUGCACAUCAAAGAGAAAUACAACAAUGACUGGUGGAUUGGGCGACUGGUGAAGGAGGGCUGUGAGGUUGGCUUCAUCCCCAGCCCUGUCAAACUGGACAGCCUGCGCCUGCUGCAGGAACAGAAGCUGCGCCAGAACCGCCUCAGCUCCAGCAAAUCAGGUGACAACUCCAGCUCCAGUCUGGGAGACGUGGUGACUGGCACCCGCCGCCCCACGCCCCCUGCCAGUGGUAAUGAAAUGACUAACUUAGCCUUUGAACUAGACCCCCUGGAGUUAGAGGAUGAGGAGGCAGAGCUCGGUGAGCAUAGUGGCUCUGCCAAGACUAGCGUUAGCAGUGUCACCACCCCGCCACCCCACGGCAAGCGCAUCCCCUUCUUCAAGAAGACAGAGCAUGUGCCCCCCUAUGACGUGGUACCUUCCAUGAGGCCCAUCAUCCUGGUGGGACCGUCGCUCAAGGGCUAUGAGGUUACAGACAUGAUGCAGAAAGCUUUAUUUGACUUCUUGAAGCAUCGGUUUGAUGGCAGGAUCUCCAUCACUCGUGUGACAGCGGACAUUUCCCUGGCUAAGCGCUCAGUCCUCAACAACCCCAGCAAACACAUCAUCAUUGAGCGUUCAAACACACGCUCCAGCCUGGCUGAGGUUCAGAGCGAGAUCGAGCGAAUCUUCGAGCUAGCCCGGACCCUUCAGUUGGUUGCUCUGGAUGCCGACACCAUCAACCACCCAGCCCAGCUCUCCAAGACCUCACUGGCCCCCAUCAUUGUUUACAUCAAGAUCACCUCUCCCAAGGUUCUUCAGAGGCUCAUCAAGUCUCGAGGGAAGUCUCAGUCCAAACACCUCAAUGUGCAGAUAGCAGCCUCGGAGAAGCUCGCGCAGUGUCCCCCCGAGAUGUUUGACAUCAUCCUGGAUGAGAAUCAACUGGAGGAUGCCUGCGAGCACUUGGCCGAGUACUUGGAAGCCUAUUGGAAGGCCACACACCCGCCCAGCAGCACUCCGCCCAAUCCGCUNCUGAACCGCACCAUGGCUACCGCAGCCCUCGCUGCCAGCCCUGCCCCUGUCUCCAACCUCCAGGUACAGGUGCUCACCUCACUCCGGAGAAAUCUCAGCUUCUGGGGAGGGCUGGAGGCCUCUCAGAGGGCCAGGGCGGUGCCCCAGCAGCAGGAGCACACCGUGUAGGGACCAUACCUUGCUUCCGGGGACCAGUCGCUGGAACGGGCCACCGGGGAGCACGCCAGCGUGCACGAGUACCCGGGAGAGCUGGGCCAGCCCCCAGGCCUUUACCCCAGCAGCCAGCCGCCAGGCCGGGCGGGCACCCUGCGGGCACUGUCCCACCAAGACACGUUUGAUGCCGACGCCCCUGGCAACCGAAACUCUGCCUACAUGGAGCUGGGAGACUCGUGUGUGGACAUGGAGACUGACCCCUCCGAGGGGCCAGGGCUUGGAGACCCUGCCCCAGGGGGCAGCACCCCACCAGCCCGACAGGGAUCCUGGGAGGAUGAGGAAGACUAUGAAGAGGAGCUGACCAACAACCGGAACCGCGGCCUGAAUAAGGCACGCUAUUACGCAGAGGGCGGGGGUCCAGUCCUGGGACGCAACAAGAAUGAGCUGCAGGGUUGGGGGCGGGGCGUCUACAUCCGCUGA
Molecule: messenger RNA, 2037 nt
Organism: Lipotes vexillifer (Yangtze River dolphin)
Lineage: Eukaryota; Metazoa; Chordata; Mammalia; Artiodactyla; Lipotidae
Gene: CACNB1
Product: calcium voltage-gated channel auxiliary subunit beta 1
Exons: 15
Biological process (GO): calcium ion transmembrane transport
Cellular component (GO): voltage-gated calcium channel complex
Molecular function (GO): protein binding; voltage-gated calcium channel activity
Source: RefSeq, a predicted model, not a curated record